Molecule: messenger RNA, 1471 nt
Organism: Paecilomyces variotii
Lineage: Eukaryota; Fungi; Ascomycota; Eurotiomycetes; Eurotiales; Thermoascaceae
Exons: 3
Coding region: 88-1443 (451 amino acids)
Cellular component (GO): membrane
Source: RefSeq, a predicted model, not a curated record
CUCGUAAUGAAUUAUAUUAUAAUUUGAAAUUAGUUCUAUCUCCAUUAUUCGUUAUGCAUACUAGUCCUUGCAUAGGACGGACAAAUAAUGGUGGAUAAUGAUAAUAUCACCAAAGAUGGCCAAGACGAGACGCCAGAGCCAGUUCCAUUCUGGAGCCCCCAUUUGAGAGGUGUUCGUGCCCAAGUUGUGCGGAAAUUGGCGCUGAUGAUUCUUUUCCUUUGCGUAUUCAUUGUUGGCGUCUUAUCCUUGUACUGGGCCAUUUUGUUCCGGGAAGAGAAGAACCUACCAGCGCUCAAGGUCUGGGUUGUCGACUUUGAUGGUCAAAUUGAACCAUAUCAUUCAAGUGGCUCCAGACCGCUCGUUGGGCCAGUGAUUAUCAGCGUCGCGACGCAGAUCAUCCAGAAUAUUACUGGUACCCUGGGAUUUACGAUCAAACCACCGGCAGAUUUUGGCAAUGACCCAUUUGCAGUCAGACAGUCAAUUUACGAUGAGAGAGCCUAUGCAGCUAUCAUAGUCAAUGCUAAUGCUACAACUCUGCUACGACAAGCUAUCGUGCAGGGUAAUACCUCAUACGAUCCCUUUGGAGCUGCCCAAGUCAUCACUAUAUCCGCGCGAGAUCAGACGACAUAUCCGAUAUACAUCUCAACCCCGCUGUUUGAAUUUCAGAUCACAGCCCUGACUGCAUUCGGUCAGCAGUGGGCCAGUGAAUUAGCCGCCAAUUCGUCUUUGGAUUUCUCCCGCGUACCGCAGGCUGUGAACCCCGGGAUAGGUUUCACGAAUAUUGAUCUCCGGCCGUUUACCCCCCCAGUCGCUACACCAGCUGUAACAAUAGGUCUGAUCUAUCUUAUUGUGAUUGCAUUCUUCAGCUUUCCCUUCAUGAUGCCCAUACAUUCGAUAUAUAUCAAUCAGAGAUACCCCCUCCGAAUCAGCCACAUGAUAGUAUGGCGGAUUCUGUCUACUGUGGUGGCUUAUUUCUUUCUAUCUCUAUGCUACUCCAUCGUCUCUCUUGCAUAUCGGAUUCCUCUCAGCAACCACCCUGCUCCGGACACAGAAUCAGCCUCGAACCCCAAUGCAUAUGGAAAAGGCUCAUUUGUCGUGUUUUGGAUGUUGAAUUGGGUUGGAAUGGCGGCUCUCGGAUUUCCUUCUGAGAACAUGGGAAUGAUACUGGGCUCGCCCUGGAAUGCAUUGUGGUUGAUCUUUUGGAUCAUCACCAACGUUGCUACUGGGUUUUAUUCCCUGGAUCUGGCCCCCGGGUUCUUUGCAUGGGGCUAUGUAUGGCCGCUUCAUAGAAUUGUUGAAGGCUCACGGACGAUAUUGUUCGAUACCCACUCUCGGAUUGGUCUCGAUUUUGGUGUUCUGUUUGGCUGGGCAGGUGUCUCCGUCGCUUUAUUUCCUUUUGCGGCCAUGUUUAUGCGAUGGAAGAAAAAGAAAGGUAUGUCAUAGCCUACAUUUCCCCUGCGUUUAUAUACUG